GGGAGAGGGAGACAGAGAGACGGAGAGACAAAGAGAGACAGAGACAGAGAGAGACAGAGACAGGAGACAGGAGAGAGAGAACUGUGUCUGGCAUGCAGAGUGAAGGCUGUUCAGGGACUGCUGGCAGAUUCCCUGGCCUGCUGAGGAGUGGAAAGAUAGGAGGAGGUGCACUUGUGUGUCAAGGUGAGGGGUGGAACAUUGUAUUGACCUUGGUGGAAGGAACAGGGAGGCCUCUGGGUAAGAAGGAUACCUCUUGUACAUUUCUGCCUUUGUUGUUGUUAUCUUGUAGCUUUGCUUCCCAUGGUACUGUGGGGUAUUAAAAGGCUGUGAAAAAUAAACUUGAGAUUGCUUGGUGCUGUGGUAUUGACCGGCAGUUCUCCCAAGUCUAUUUCUUGGCUCUGCAUCGUUUUUCUGCCUUUCCUAUCUUUUAUCCUCGCUCCCCCAUGAGAGACUUACUCUGGGCACAACUCAGGAGUUGCUGCUUUGUGAUCUGUGUUGUAUGUAUUUUAAGCACUCUGUAGUAUAGACAGCCUGGUAGGGAAUGUAGAGUCUGUAUUGUUUGGAACCUGAUCAGGAAUUGAGCCCUCUCUUUGAAUCUCAUGUUGACUUCCCACCAAUGUCCUGCUAAUCUUUAUUUCUGCCCGACUCUCUGAAAAUAUAUUUCUGAGGGAUACAGAUGGGAGAUGCAAGAGUUCCUAAUACAUCUGCUCUGUCUGUUCUAUUGCUCUAGUCUUUCUCUAGGACGGACUUCCAUCAAAAUGAAAUGUAUCCAUCAAUCUCCUAAUUAUUGUAAGAAUAUGUAGCUAUUGUGAAUGGAUAAGAGUGUUCCUGCCUCAGGUCAGACAUUAUUUACAUUUCUUCCCUAUAGAAAGUGAAUUUUUCAAGUCUCUAAUUCCCCUGAAAUAUUUGCUGUUAAUUGUAUUGGCUAAAAUCCUUACUAAAUGGUAUCCUGUUUACAGGUCCACUGACAACAGCGUCUCUCCAGAGAUUGUACUCAAACCAGCUGACGCUUGCCCGUGCGGAAUGGAGGAAGCCAGGGCUGGGCAACAUAGGGACUGAUCCUCGCAGUUAAUUCACCAUUGUGAACAUGCUGUGUUUUUCUCAUAGAAAGUUGUUUUCAUCUUUGCUCUGCUCUGGGCUCUUUCUAUUCUCUACAUUGUUGAUUUUCUCAUGUACUUGCUGAUCCUGUGAUUAAAAGGACAGGAUCCUUCUCCACUAGCUGAAAAGGUUUCCAGACAUUUCCAUUUCUUUUCCCUUGAGAAACUUCUAUUCACCAAACUGCUUCAUUCUGCCGGUGUAUUGGAGAGGAAAUGCUAUCCUUCUGGGAUGUAGCCAUUGACUUCUCUCCAGAGGAGUGGGAAUGCCUGGAGCCUGCUCAGUGGGAUCUGUACAGGGAUGUGAUGUUGGAGAAUUACAGCCACCUUGUGUUCCUGGGUCUUGCUGUCUCUAAGCCAUUCCUGGUGACGUUUCUGGAGCAAACACAAGGGCCUUGGGACGUGAAGAGACAAGCAGCAGCCACUGUGCACCCAGGAAUAAUACCCAGUGAUCCUAACAAUUACAACAAGUCCAAGGAUUGUAAAUCACUCCUUAGUAAACAACAAACCAUUCGUAUAGGGGAGAAACCCUACAAGUGUGUAGAAUGUGGUAAGGCCCUUGGUUCUUAUAAAACACUUUCUAUACACCAGAGACUUCAUACUGGAGACAAACCCUACAAGUGUGAAGAGUGUCAUAAGGCCUUUAGUACUCGCUCAUCACUUUUUAUUCACAUGAAAAAUCAUACUGAUGAAAAAACCUACAAGUGUGAAGAAUGUGGCAAAUCAUUUUACUAUCCUUCAAUGCUGAAGCAACAUCAGAGAAUUCAUUCUGAAGAGAAACCCUACAAGUGUGAAGAUUGUGGCAAAGCUUUUUAUGAACCUUCAUUCCUUAAAAGUCAUGAAAGAAGUCAUCGUGGGAAGAGAUGCUAUAAGUGUGAAGAAUGUGGAAAAUCCUUUUGCUUUCCCUCAUUCCUUAAGAAACAUCAAAGAAUUCAUUGUAGAAAAAAUGGCCACCAGCAUAAAGAAUGGGUCAAAAGAUUUUCCUCUCCUCUAUACCUUCAGGAACAUAAACAAAUCUGUACUCGAAUGAAUCUCUACAAGUGUGGAGAAUGUUAUAAAGCCUUUACUUGUCACUCAGCCCUUAGAAGACACCAGACAGUUCAUACUGGAGAGAAACCGUACAAGUGUAAAGUAUGUGGGAAAUGUUUUUCCUUACCUUACACCCUUAAAACACAUCAACUAUUUCACUCUGAUAACAACCCCUACAAGUGUGUAGAGUGUGGCAAAUGUUUUUCCUCAUCUUCCUGCCUUAGAAAACAUCAAACAAUUCACUCUGAAGACAAACCCUACAAGUGUGAAGACUGUGGCAAAUGUUUCUCCACAUCUUUAUACCUUAGACGACAUCAAAUAUCGCAUUCUGAAGACAAUCCCUAUAAGUGUGAAGAAUGUGGCAAAAGGUUUUCAUGGUCUGAAAGUCUUCAGGAACAUCGGACAAUUCAUACUGGAGAGAAACCGUACAAGUGUGAAAAUUGUCACAAAGUCUUUCGUUAUCGCUCAUCCCUGAGGAGACAUAAGACAGUUCAUACUAGAGAGAAAUCCUACAAGUGUGAAAAGGGUCCUAUGUGUUUUUCCUCAUCCUCAUACCUUGUACAACAUCAAGCAAUUCACUCUGAAGACAAUUCACACCAGAAUGUGGGAUGUGGCAAUGCCAUUGCUAAUGUUAAUGGCCUUACUGAAAACAUGACAGUUCACACUGGAGAAAAAGCUUACAAGUGUAUAGUGUGUGGGAAAUGUUUUUCCUCACCUUCUUCCCUUAAAAGACAUCAAACACUUCACUCUGAAGACAACCCCUAUAAGUGUGAAGAAUGUGGCAGAUGUUUCCCCUCAUCUUCAUACCUUAGACGACAUCAAAUGUCCCAUUCUGAAGAUAAUCCCUAUAAGUGUGAAGAAUGUGGCAAAAGGUUUUCAUGUUCUGAAACUCUUCAGGAACAUCGAACAAUUCAUACUGGAGAGAAACCAUACAAGUGUGAAAAUUGUCACAAAGUCUUUCGUUAUCGCUCAUCCCUGAGUAGACAUAAGACAGUUCAUACUAGAGAGAAAUUCUACAAGUGUGAAACGGGUCCUAAGUGUUUUUCCUCAUCCUCAUAUCUUGUGCAACAUCAAGCAAUUCACUCUGAAGAGAAUUCAAACCAGAAUGUGGGAUGUGGCAAUGUCAUUGCUAAUGUUAAUGGCCCUACUGAAAACAUGACAGUUCAUACUGGAGAGAAACCUUACAAGUGUAUAGUGUGUGGGAAAUGUUUUUCCUCAUAUUCCUUCCUCAAAAGACAUCAAACACUUCACUCUGAAGACAACCCCUAUAAGUGUGAAGAAUGUGGCAGAUUUUUCCCCUCAUCUUCAUACCUUAGGCAACAUCAAAUAUCCCAUUCUGAAGACAAUCCCUAUAAGUGUGAAGAAUGUGGCAAAAGGUUUUCAUGGUCUGAAAGUCUUCGGGAACAUCGGACAAUUCAUACUGGAGAGAAACCAUACAAGUGUGAAAAUUGUCACAAAGUCUUUCGUCAUCGCUCUUCCCUGAGGAAACAUAAGACAGUUCAUACUAGAGAGAAAUCCUACAAGUAUGAAAAGGGUCCUAAGUGUUUUUCCUCAUCCUCAUACCUUGUACAACAUCAAGCAAUUCACUCUGAAGACAAUUCACACCAGAAUGUGGGAUGUGGCAAUGCCAUUGCUAAUGUUAAUGGCCCUACUGAAAACAUGACAGUUCAUACUGGAGAGAAACCUUACAAGUGUAUAGUGUGUGGGAAAUGUUUUUCCUCACCUUCUUCCCUUAAAAGACAUCUAACACUUCACUCUGAAGACAAACCCUACAAGUGUGAAGAUUGUGGCAAAUGUUUCCCCUCAUCUUUAUACCUUAGGCGACAUCAAAUAUCCCAUUCUGAAGACAGUCCCUAUAAGUGUGAAGAAUGUGGCAAAAGGUUUUCAUGUUCUAAAACUCUUCAGGAACAUCGAACAAUUCAUACUGGAGAGAAACCAUACAAGUGUGAAAAUUGUCACAAAGUCUUUCAUUAUCGCUCAUCCCUGAGGAGACAUAAGACAGUUCAUACUAGAGAAAAAUCCUACAAGUGUGGAAAGGGUCCUAAGUGUUUUUCCUCAUCCUCAUACCUUGUACAACAUCAAGCAAUUCACUCUGAAGACAAUGCACACCAGAAUGUGGGAUGUGGCAAUGCCAUUGGUAAUGUUAAUGGCCUUACUGAAAACAUGACAGUUCACACUGGAGAGAAAUCUCUCAAAAGUCUUAUGUUGCAGGAUUUUCCCAGUCCAGUUCCAUUAGGGCAGCAGGAGGCCUGUGAUUGGACAGGGAAAAAGGAGGCAGAGCUAAAAGUUGCAGAGACAGGGAUUAUCUCAGAAAAGGAGGAAGGCCAGCAUGGGGGCAGACAUGACCUGCUUGGCUUUAAGCAGCUAUAAGUAGUUAUCAUAUCAUAGAGUUAGAAUAAUUGGGAUAAAACUUUUAUCGUUAUCAAUUGGUUCUGCGAUUAAUGUAUUGGCCUCUUGUAUACUGUAAUUUAUUAAUACAUAAAUCUAAUUGGUUAAUUAUAA
Mastomys coucha (southern multimammate mouse) is the source of this 4625-nucleotide messenger RNA. Its product is annotated as zinc finger protein 99-like. The transcript has 4 exons. The record is from RefSeq and is a predicted model, not a curated record. Gene Ontology annotation, biological process: regulation of DNA-templated transcription. NCBI's taxonomy places the organism in Eukaryota, Metazoa, Chordata, Mammalia, Rodentia, Muridae. The coding region runs from base 1311 to 4493 and encodes 1060 amino acids.